AUGGAUGCGAUCAAGCAGACAUUUGCCAGGGCCAAGCAGGAAAAGCGUGCGGCCCUGGUCUCAUACAUCACGGCGGGGUACCCCACCGUCGAAGAGACAGUAGACAUCCUUCUGGGCCUGGAAAAUGGAGGCGCUGACAUCAUCGAAGUCGGAGUGCCCUUUACCGAUCCGAUUGCGGAUGGCCCGACCAUCCAGAAGGCCAACACCAAGGCUUUGGCCAACGGUGUCACCGUCACCUCCGUCUUGGACAUGGUCCGCACCGCCCGAAAGAGCGGCCUCAGGGCCCCCGUUCUGUUGAUGGGAUACUACAACCCUUUGAUGCGAUACGGUGAGGAGCGUAUGCUCAAGGAUUGCCGUGAGGCCGGUGUCAAUGGCUUCAUCAUGGUCGACCUUCCUCCUGAGGAGGCUGUGCGUUUCCGAGACCUGUGCGCCAGCAACAACCUGUCCUACGUCCCCCUCAUUGCCCCCUCGACCUCGGAAUCCCGCAUGAAGCUCCUGUGUAAGAUCGCCGACUCUUUCAUCUACGUCGUCUCGAGAAUGGGUGUCACCGGUGCCACCGGCCAGCUCAGCUCGAAUUUGCCCGAUCUUCUAUCCCGGGUCCACAGAUACUCUGGCAACGUGCCUGCGGCAUUGGGUUUCGGAAUUAGCACCCGGGAACACUUCCUGUCCGUGCAGGAUCUUGCGGAAGGUGUCGUGAUCGGCAGUCAGAUCAUCACUACUUUGGGCGAGGCCCCUGCUGGUCAGGCGGCUAAGAACGCCGAGGCCUACCUGUCCAGCGUGACCGGCCGGAAACUCGAGAGGGAUGCCCAGGGUACGGUGGUCCGUGAGGUCAAGGUGCUGGAUCCCGUCGAGAAGCGGGAGACCGAGGAGGGUGUCGCUCACCCCACGGCCGUUGUCACCGAUGCCGGUAACCCUUCGGGCCCCGGCUUGGCCGACCAGAUUGAUGCGCUGAACGGCACGGGCAACCCUGCCGCCCAACCGUCGCGGUUCGGUGAGUUCGGUGGACAGUAUGUCCCCGAGUCGCUCAUGGACUGCCUGGCCGAGCUGGAGAAAGGCUUCGAGCAUGCGCUGCACGACGCCUCGUUCUGGGAGGAGUACCGCUCCUACUACCCUUACAUGGGCCGCCCCAGCAGCCUGCACCUGGCCAACCGUCUGACCGACCACGUCGGCGGUGCCAACAUCUGGCUCAAGCGCGAGGAUCUCAACCACACCGGUAGCCACAAGAUCAACAACGCCCUGGGCCAGAUCCUGCUUGCCCGGAGACUGGGCAAGACCCGCAUCAUUGCCGAAACCGGUGCUGGUCAGCACGGUGUCGCCACCGCGACCGUUUGUGCCAAGUUCGGCAUGAAGUGCGUUGUCUACAUGGGCGCGGAGGAUGUCCGUCGCCAGGCUCUUAACGUCUUCCGCAUGAAGCUCCUCGGUGCCGACGUGGUGGCCGUUGAUGCCGGCAGCCGCACGCUGCGGGACGCCGUCAACGAGGCUCUCCGUGCCUGGGUUGUCGAACUUGACACCACCCACUACAUCAUCGGUUCCGCCAUCGGUCCUCACCCCUUCCCCACCAUCGUCCGUACCUUCCAGUCCGUGAUCGGCGACGAGACCAAGCAGCAGAUGCUCGAGCAGAUCGGCAAGCUGCCCGAUGCUGUCGUCGCCUGUGUCGGUGGUGGCAGCAACGCCGUCGGCAUGUUCUACCCCUUUUCCAAAGACACGAGCGUCAAGCUCCUCGGUGUCGAAGCCGGCGGUGACGGUGUCGAGACCGCCCGUCACUCCGCCACCCUCUCCGGCGGCAGCAAGGGUGUCCUGCACGGCGUCCGCACCUACGUCCUCCAGGACGAGCACGGCCAGAUCUCCGAAACCCACUCCAUCUCCGCCGGUCUCGACUACCCCGGUGUCGGCCCCGAGCUGAGCUCCUGGAAGGACAGCGAGCGCGCGCGCUUCGUCGCUGCCACCGACGCCGAAGCCCUCUCGGGUUUCCGCGCCCUCGCCCAGCACGAGGGUAUCAUCCCCGCCCUGGAGUCCUCGCACGCCAUCUUCGGCGCCAUCGAGCUGGCCAAGUCCAUGAAGAAGGGCGAGAACAUCGUCCUCAACCUCAGUGGUCGUGGAGACAAGGACGUGCAGAGCGUCGCCGAUGAACUUCCCCGUCUGGGUCCUAAGAUCGGCUGGGACCUGCGCUUCUAG
Aspergillus steynii IBT 23096 is the source of this 2175-nucleotide messenger RNA. RefSeq names its product tryptophan synthase TRP5 (gene trpB). NCBI's taxonomy places the organism in Eukaryota, Fungi, Ascomycota, Eurotiomycetes, Eurotiales, Aspergillaceae. Gene Ontology annotation, molecular function: tryptophan synthase activity. Gene Ontology annotation, biological process: L-tryptophan biosynthetic process. The transcript is spliced from 3 exons. The record is from RefSeq and is a predicted model, not a curated record. Gene Ontology annotation, cellular component: cytoplasm. The coding region runs from base 1 to 2175 and encodes 724 amino acids.